AUGCUUAUGGACUCAGCAAACAGUAGGGUUGAUUCGCUAGUUCGGGAAGUCCAGGAUCUGAAAACAUCCCUCCAAUUCUCACAAAAUGAGAUAGAUUCCCUCAAAGUUGAAAUCAAGGACGCAAAGAAGAGUUCUAAUGUGGAUGAUGAAUCAGCAGUGGCUAAGAAAGUCGACUACUUGGAGAAUCAAAGCCGACGUAACAACAUCGUCAUUGAUGGGAUCGAAGGAGACAAUAGCAAAGAGACUUGGGCAGAAACUGAGGGAAAGGUAAGGGACCUACUCACAAAGAACCUGAAGUUAGAAGCAAAGGAUAUCGAGAUCGAAAGGGCACAUCGGAACGGCGUUAUGAACAAGGAUAACCCACGGCCAAGACAAGUUGUUGUCAGACUUCUUCGGUACAAAGACAAACAACUCAUCCUAAACCAGGCAAGAUCUCACCUCAAGAACACACCAAUCUACAUCAAUGAAGACUUUUCCGAAGCUGUAAGGAAACGACGAGCAGAACUUCUGCCGGAGUUGAAAGCUGCUAGAAGUCGUGGAGAGUACGCUGUUCUGAGCUAUGACAAACUGGUCAUCCGGAAAAAACCAAACCCUAACAAUUUAAAAUCUUACCUUACCUUACCAUCAGACCAGUCGGACUCUGUAGAAGUGGACUGGUCCGUGCUUCGUGGCAACAUCAGCAAGGCUGCAGAGGAUGUUGUUGGCUACUGCAGUCGCUCCCAUCAAGACUGGUUCGAUCAAAAUGACUCCGAUAUCCGAGAUCUGAUAGACCUGAAGAGAUCUGCUCGUCUCGCAUGGGAGAACCGCCCUACCCGCGCCUCCCUUCGACGCUUCAAGAAAGCAAAGCAGGAGUGCCAGCGAAGGGUCCGAGAGAUGCAGAACCUCUGGUGGCAAGACAAGGCAAAGGAGAUCCAGUCCUAUGCAGACAACAGAGAUCUCCGGCGCUUCUAUGCAGCAACAAAGGAAACCUACGGCCCUCGUCGAGGAGGUACGAACAACCUCCUGACUGCAGACGGAAUGACAGCCCUUACAGACGACCAAGCCAUCCUUAACAGAAGGAAGGCCCCAGGUCCUGACAGCAUUCCACUGGAGCUCAUCUCUCAUGGGGGCAUAGCUGUACAGACAAGUCUAUUCAUCCUGAUCCUGCGCAUGUGGGAGACGAAGGUUGUACCUGCGGACCUGAAGGAUGCCACCAUCAUCACCAUCUUUAAGAAGGGGGACCGCUCCAUCUGCGGAAACUACCGCGGUAUCUCUCUCCUGAGCAUUGCUGGAAAGAUUUUCGCACGGAUUCUGCUAGACAGGCUCCUUACUGUUGCCGAAGAAGUCCUUCCUGAGUCACAGUGCGGUUUCCGACCAUCUCGUGGUACCACAGACAUGAUAUUCUGUGCCCGCCUACUUCAGGAAAAAUCCCGCGAACAGCGACAACCACUCUUCUUGGUCUUCUGGGACCUGGAGAAGGCAUUUGACAGCGUCCCAAGACCAGCUAUGUGGGCAACCCUGAGGCGUUUUGGCUGUCCUGACCACUUCACAGACCUUGUGCAAGCCCUCCAUGAUGGGAUGACUGGUCGUGUGGCUGUAAAGAACACUAUGUCUGAGCCAUUUGCCAUCACUACUGGCCUGAAGCAAGGCUGUGUUCUGGCGCCAACCCUCUUCUCCCUUUACCUUGGGGCCAUGAUCCACGAGCUCCCCGACAACGCCUCCGGUAUCCAACUUCGUUAUAGAAUGGAUGGAGGCCUCUUCAACACCGGACGCCUUCGCUCCCGCAGACACACCACUUCCUUCACGGUACGGGAGCUGCAGUACGCUGAUGACAACGCAACUCCUGUGGAUACAGUCGACGCUCUUCAGAGUACUGUCGAUGUCCUUGACGGUGCUUACUCCCGCUUCGGUCUCACUUCCAACAUAGGGAAGACAAAGAUCCUCGCACAGGGAGCUCCGGGGCAUCCUCCUCCUGACACUAGUAACAUCCGACUCCGAGGUGAAGUACUAGAGACAGUGAAAUCAUUCCCCUACUUGGGAAGCUUCCUCUCAGAUGACUGUACGAUGCAGAAAGACAUUGACAAUAGGAUUCGGGCUGCACAUGCAGCUUUUGGGAGGCUCUCCAAACGUGUCUUCCUAAACCAUGACCUCAGUCUUCAAACAAAGAUCAUGGUUUUCCAAGCCAUUGUCCUGUCUACCCUCCUAUAUGGCUGCGAGGUGUGGGUCCUGUAUCGGAGAGAUGUGAAAAAGCUGGAGCGUUUCCAACAGCAAAAACUCCGUGCCAUUCUGAAGAUAAAAUGGCAAGACCGUGUCUCCAACGAAGCUGUCCUUCUCCAGGCCAAGCUCCCCAGCAUUGAGACUACGAUGGCGCGACAUCGUCUCCGCUGGGCAGGACACGUCAAAAGAAUGCCUACAACUCGACUUCCUCGCCAGAUCCUAUACUCCCAACUAGAAUCCGGCACAAGGUCGCGAGGAGCGCCCAAGCGUCGGUUUCGCGACCAGUUAAAGGCUACCCUCCUUCGUUGCGACAUUGACCACACUAAUUGGGAGACUCUCGCGGAGAACCGGUCUGAGUGGAGACGCACCAUAACGCAGGGGACUGAUCACAUGGAGCAGUUACGACGCUCCGAAGCCGAGACAAAAAGACAACAACGCAAAGAGAGACUACUACUUCCUCGCUCCCCACCCACUCUGCCCUGCACAAAGUGUCCCAGACUGUUCCACACUGCCCUGGGACUGAGCAGCCACCUCAGACACCGCCACCAACAAUCAGCAAAUGAGACUGGAUGGACAUGA
Messenger RNA from Branchiostoma floridae (Florida lancelet), 2775 nucleotides. RefSeq lists its product as uncharacterized. Bases 1 to 2775 code for a protein of 924 amino acids. The record is from RefSeq and is a predicted model, not a curated record. Lineage: Eukaryota; Metazoa; Chordata; Leptocardii; Amphioxiformes; Branchiostomatidae. The transcript has 3 exons.